AUGGCAGACGACUCUACUGUCGAGGACGCGAAGCAGACGCUGAUCCAGCGCUUCCGCGCUUGGGGUGAAAACUCAUUCCCGCCCACACUGCUCGCCUCCCUCAUCGCCGCUCAGCACAUGAAGCCCUUCCAAUUCUUCCCGAUGCUCUUCCCUCCCGCCUUGCUCUUCACCAGCUAUGCGAACCUGCAGGGCUUCAAGACCGACACUGCCGGCCUUAGCGCGGCGUGGUCCGGAUUGUAUCUGCUUCUUGCAGCUCGCCGUCGCCAACCGUUCAUGAAGAAGUUCGGUGUUCGGGGUGUUGUGCGUGGCGCGACGAUGAGUCUGGCUUUGGUCAACAUGAUUGGUGGUGGACUGGCCUAUACCCUCGGAAAGAGGGAAGAGGAGGAUGAGUGA
This is a messenger RNA of Penicillium soppii, 393 nucleotides long. RefSeq lists its product as uncharacterized. Lineage: Eukaryota; Fungi; Ascomycota; Eurotiomycetes; Eurotiales; Aspergillaceae. The transcript has 2 exons. The coding region runs from base 1 to 393 and encodes 130 amino acids. The record is from RefSeq and is a predicted model, not a curated record.